Naegleria fowleri is the source of this 8079-nucleotide messenger RNA. RefSeq lists its product as uncharacterized. Gene Ontology annotation, cellular component: nucleus. Bases 1 to 8079 code for a protein of 2692 amino acids. Gene Ontology annotation, molecular function: protein binding. The record is from RefSeq and is a predicted model, not a curated record. NCBI's taxonomy places the organism in Eukaryota, Heterolobosea, Eutetramitea, Acrasida, Naegleriidae. The transcript has 2 exons.
AUGAGUCAAGAUGUAGUGCACACAAUGAGUCCAAAUAUCAUUGAAACUUCGACUCACCAACAACCCUCACCCUCAUCAUCAUCAGUUGUACAACAAGAAAUUGAAAAUCUGGCAUCAAAAAGAAAUGUUCUGGAUUUACCUUCCUCCAUAAAUCCCGAAACCAUUUCUACAGCAACACAAAAGAUAUUUAAUGAAUUGUUCAUUGAUUCAAAUUCCAAACAAUUCAACAUCAAAUAUGUGGCCUUGAUCAAGAACAAUUAUUUGGAAUUUAUUCAGUAUUUUGUUCAACACGUGCAACAUUCCAAAUCCAAUCAGCAAGACAUUUUGUUCGGACUUGGAAUGUUGUCUAUCAUUUGUCUUGUUCUUUCUGUUGAAAGUAUUAACAGUAAGAAUUUUAAUGACAAGAUUGCAGUUGAAACUAUCAAUAACUCGUUAUUGGAGCUUAAACGGAAUGUCGACAUUCAGUUCUUUGUUACAGUGUUGACCACCAUUCAACAACAACUUCAAGCCAAAAACAAUUAUUUGCUUGUUUAUUGCGAGUUCCUGUCGUUGUUAUUACAACAAGCCAAAGGCGAUAGCUUGUUUGUCUUUGAUCAGGCUACUGUUCAAUAUGCUUACCAAUACAUCAUCAAGGAAUGUCAAAAGUUUUUGACAACUAUAGACAGCAUACCAAACCUAUUUCUUGUUCUAGAUGUCCUUGAUACUAUGUCAAGCUUAUCAAAGAUUGAUACAAAUGGAGUUAUCAACUAUAUCACUUUUGCGAUUCAAACCGUGUUUAAAGAUGUCAUUGAUAUUCUCGUAGGAUGGUUUUUAGACAAAAACACACUCCAUAAGCAAAAACUCAGAAUUGGAGAAACCUUAGCAAAUAUGCCAUCAUCGCUUUGGGAGGGAAAACAUCUCGAUUUUACUUCCAACCUCAUCCAAAAGUUUAUUAGUGACAUGAGCUCAUUGAAUGAUGAGCGUCAAUUUCAAACUUUUGUCAUGUGUCUUAGGUACAUUUGUGUAUCAUUGUCUCCAUCUACUUUGUUCAUGAUUCUCAACAGAAAUAAGACAAUAUUAGCCUUACUCUUUGAUACAUUGUUUUUAGGCUCCAUGACUAAAUUUUUGGAUAAGAAGAAGCAGCUUUGGAGAUCUAUUUUGGAAUGCAUUACUACUUUCACAGAAAAAAUCCCAAACCAAAGAAAGUCUUCGGAUCAGCAAAACAUUGCCAAAAAUGUAGAAUUUGAUAUCGCUGAAAAAACUUUAGGCUAUAUUGAAGGAUUUCUCUCCAAAGCUUCCGAUGAUAUAUCUUCAGAGUUUUUCUCGUUUGUUGUAACAGUAUUGAAUAACCUAGAAUCAGUACUAUCCAAAGCAAUGCUCAAGAAAUUUAUUCAUGAACUUUUACAAUUUGCCUCCCGACAGGUUACUAUUGACACCUAUCUAUACCUGGAUCUUGCUCGUAUAUUUGACAUGCUAUUCAAUAAUUUUCUAAAGAAGAACGUAUUGGAUGUUUUGAAAUGGGCUGACAAUGACGAUUUUAAUCGCUUAUUUGUGUUUGGCAUGAUGGCCUUUUCUAUGGACAAAGGAAAUGAUCAUCUCUAUUCUGAAUUAUUGAAAGGCCAUGAGAGUUGGAUGGAAGAUAUGUUGCAGAGCGAUGAGCAAACAUUUAUUGAAAUGCUAAAGAAGUUCAGAAAUAACUUUGAGAGAUUUAGAGAGAAAGAGAACAGUGAGUUAGUUCUUGAGAUAGUUUUGCAGCUAUUGAACAAAAAUAUGGUGUCUCAACACGUCCAACGGGAGUUAUUGCUAUGGUUACAUCUCAUUUACAAAUUGGAAUCUACUCUUCCUACAGACAACGCUGUAGAUACCUUAAGAUCUAUAUUGGAUAGCGACUCCUCGACUGAGAACAAACUAGCAGUAUUGAGGGUCGUUGUGGAAUGCUUAAAGAAGGUCAACACGGAUCAGUACAGCUUGACUGGAACAACCCAGUUAGUAGGGUGCUUUUUCAAAUGUCUCGAAAGCAAUAGUGACCUCAUAUUCUCAGAGGCCGUUGAAAGUAUUAGAAAAUGUGGCCAUAUAUUGGUAGAUCAAACGGUUUCAAGUGAAUUUACGUGGAUCAAAUAUUAUUCGUCGAAACAAAGUGAAGGGUUGCCUGAUGGAACUACUUUGAGCAACGAUUUUGAGAGAUUAUUUGGAUCUCUCGAAAAAACAACCGAAGAUCCAUACUUGUACAAGAGCGUUCCAAAUGCCGUACUCUACUGCAUUGCUAACAGAUUGAAAACACCUUUCGGUAAUGCAAUGCCUACAUUUGAGGAGUUUGAAAAAUUAUUGAUCAAACAUCCUGAUAGUGAGGUUUUGCAGUAUUUCAUUAGUGAACUUCAAAGACAAGUGAAUGCAUUGAUUUAUAGCCAAGCUUUUAGUAGCUUGUUUAACUCUCAAGUUGUUUCCUUUUUCAGUAGUAAUCUAAAAGUUUGUAACGAUUGGUUCACUCGACUUCAAGCCCAAAUGUCUGGAAGAAUUAUUUACAACGGUCUAAAGUCCUUGUUAUCAGAGAAGGAAAAACCAGAUCGAGUAGAAACUUUAUUAAUUGCCAUUUGCACUACUCUUUGUGAAGAAUAUGACGAUCAGGAGAUGUUGAUCGGAUUACACACUGUAAUGGAGACAGACUUUCAAAAAUAUCCAUAUUUUUUACAAAUGGUAAAGGGGUUCAUUCAUGAAACACAAGGUCGUUUUGAAGAAGCGCUUCGAUAUUAUGAGGAGAUAUCAUCCUUUUUAAGUGAAAGAAAUAGAUCCAAAAUCAUGGAUAGAGUUUUAAUGUGCAAGUAUUACCUCAAAACAGAUAAGAGCUUGGAAUUGUUUCAACUUGCAUCGGAAUGUAGUUCUUACUCGCCUUCUAUGACAACAUAUAUUGAAUUAGCAGAAAAAAAGAACGAAAGUGUCAAUUUGAAAAUCAGCAACGACUCAAACAGGCAUGACGACUUAAUUUUAAGUAAGCUAAACCUUGCUGAAGAAGUUAAUUACAAGCAAUACAUCAGAAGAUACCUUCAUCAAAAUGUGGUUCCUUUUGCCACCAAACUCAUCCCAACUCACUGCUUGAACAACGUCAAGAUCUCACCUAAAUAUGGCAUUAUUAUUUAUGCCGACCAACAGAAAGCAGAUACGGUGUUGUUGAAAUAUCAUUUAGAUCGAUGUAACGUGCAUACUUCUCGGACAUUGGCAGAUAUUCUAGAUAUUGAAGAAGAAGAAAAGGCCAUUUUACAAAUUGAUGAGUUGUAUAAUGAGGACAAAAAUCAAGCUAUUGUUAAUUUGGCAAGCAAGCUUUCCACCAGUAGCAACAAACAGCUAUUGAUUUCUCAAGGAGUUCCUUCUAAACUAUAUAGCUGGAUUGACCAGAACCAACAUGGUCUUGAGAAGAAUACUUUAACACAACUAUGCUCUUCGCUUGGUAUACAUACCGAUGAUAACGAUACCAAUAUAAUUCCAACAAUUCUUCGCUCGGUAGUUUCUGUUUCAGAACAAUUAUCACCAUCCUCACACAAAGAUCAUCUCCAUAUGGCUUUAGAGUUUUUGGAAAAGUAUGACACCGAAAACAAAAAUAGAUUGCAAAUGUAUAGAAACAUCUUACAAUAUCAGGUUAAUUUAUCACGUCUUGAGGUGACAAAGAUUGUGGCCAAGUUACUGAAUGAUUUGAAAUAUUUUGAUGAAGAAGAGUUCAAUAGAUUCGUAGAGGAUAUAGACUAUAGAAUUUGGUUACCAUUCAUACCACAGAUUUUCAGUGUUUUUACAGAAUACUAUGCACAUGCAAAAAGUAUUAUUUUGAAGUUAGGUAAACACCGACUUCAAAGUAUAAUCUAUCCAUCUGUUGUUAGGUACUUGGACCAUGCAAAGAAUAGUACUGACAUCAUUAGUGAAUUAAGAAAAAUUAAUGUUGACAUGGUGAACAGCGUUAUAUCGUUCGUUACCGAAUGUAAACGAAUGACGCACACUUGGCAUGAUCUUUGGAUACAAACUUUGGCUGGUUGUAGAAAAUAUUUGACCAAGACAGGUGUUAAGAGUCAAAAAUUCAGAAUUUUACUUGAACAAACAUACAAUGUCACUAUGAACGCACUUCCAGAAAGUAGGGUAGAACAUUUGUUCCAAGUGCAGUAUCAAUCAGUUUUACAAAUGAUUUAUCAAAGCUUGCUUGAAUUGAGUAACAGAGCUGAUGAUAUUUCAGACCAUGAACUUGAUAUUGCCAAGCACAAGCUUUCUGACCUUUCUCAUCAAAUAUCUAGAGGCUCAAUAUUCAGAGAAUUCAACAUGGAAGAUGUUGUGCCAAAGUUGUUAAAUCCAGAAAUUUUAAGAAACAUUCCAAUUCCAGGAUUCCACUUGCAUUCAAGCGAGGACAGCCUUGUUACUGUGGAAAGUGUGAACAGCAAAGUUAAAGUUCUUGGCUCUAAAACAAAGCCAAAAAAGAUUAUUCUGGUUGGAAACAACGGCAAGUCAUAUACAUUCCUACUAAAGGGAAAAGAAGACCUAAGAUUGGAUCAAAGAAUGCAACAGUUCAUCAGAGUAUCUAACAUGAUAUUGAAGUAUAACAGUAAUGAUCCUCUCCUUAGAAAUAGAACUUAUGAUGUUACUCCUCUUGGAAAAAAUUGUGGUCUAAUUGAAUGGAUUGAAGACACACAAACGAUCUUUAAUUUAUAUAGAAAGAAGGACAGCAUUUACAAACCAAUGGAUCAUUACUACAAAUGUUUGCUUCCAAUCCUAAAAUCUGAAAAUAUUACAAAGCAACCUUAUCCCACUUCAGUUCUGAAGAAAGUCUUUUCAAAAUGCAAAGCUACUCUUGACAAGGAAUCAGGAAUUAAUCCAGUGGAUACUUUACAGCGCCAUAUUCUGUUCAACCCAACACAAACUUCAAUUAAUAGCAGCUUUGAAUCACAACGAAGCUUUAUCAUGUCUACAGCAUGUAUGUCUGCUAUUGGAUAUAUUGUUGGUCUUGGAGACAGACAUUUAGAUAAUAUUCUAAUUGAUUCAUUUACGAGCGAAGUUAUCCAUAUCGAUUAUCAAAUAUGCUUUAACCAAGGAUUGAAUCUACCUGUGCCAGAAAUUGUUCCAUUUCGUUUGACACCUUGUAUUCAAUUGGCAAUUGGAGAUUCUGUUAUGAAAUCAAAGUUCUAUAGUGUUUGUGAGCAGACAUUAAUGUCGCUUCAUAAGGAGAAAAAUCUAUUAUUAGAGUUGUUAAUGACAUUUAUCAGUGAUCCUUUGAUUGAUCAAACAUCGGAUCAACAAAUUCACUCUAUUUUUGAUAAGCAAUUGGAUUCACUCUUCCUCGAGCAGGUAAUUGAAAAGAAAGAGGAUAUUGCAUCCGAAUUCAAGACCUUCAUAGAGGGUAUUGCAUUGUUAGAUGUUUUCGAAGAAGUUCGUGACUCAGAGCAAGCUAAAAUUGAAGAAUAUUGCCUAAUUGUCGAAAAUGAAAAGAUAUUGCAGCAAGAGAAAGCUAGCAUUGAUGUUUCUUCAUUUGAAAAUAUUGACUCUGUGAAAGAAAAGCUAGAUACUGAAAAGUUGAGAGUCGCUGCUGAAAAGCACACCAUUAGCACUUCCUUGGAGAACUUGUUGCAGAAGUUUAGUGACGAAUCUGCACAACAUUUCAAUUUUUUCAACACGGCAAAGGAUAGAGAAUUUAAUUUAACAUAUAUGGGCGUGAGUAUCACCAAGCCUGAACCAUUGUUGCACAAUAUUCUUCCAUAUCUCUCAGCAGAUAGUACAGAAUAUUUCCAAAAACAACAAGAGGUCGAAGAUAAACAAGUAAGACUAAAGACGUGUAUAUCGGAGAUGGUUUCUUCAUUAAGAGAAAUACAAGGCAUGUACAAGCGAUAUUCAGACAUGGAGUAUAUUGCCCAUGACAUGAAAUAUGUAAUUUCUAAUGUGUUACACCAAUUGUUGAUCUGUAAGGAUCCUACACAGUUAGAUGGAAUUGUCAGAUCUAUUUGUGUACCACAGCCUGAGCUUUCAGACAGUAUAACAAUGCUGGAUAACGAGCUCGAAAAGCUUGAAAGAGAUGUACAGUUUUUAACGAAUCAACAAUUCUCUGUUCCAACCAUGUCUUACAGCCAGCAAGUUGUUGACGUUGCAUCACUUUUGAAUCAAAUAUUUAUCGAAGUUAUUGAAUCAAGUCGUUCCAUGGUGCCAUCUGAGUCUUCCGUUUAUGAUGUUAGCGAUUGGUGUGGAUAUAGAAAUCUUCUCAAAAUUGAAGCAUGUAUUGCAUUUUGUCAUGAUCAUGGCAUAUCCGCUGCUUAUCAAAUACCAACAAAAGAUCAACUUGUUCUUCUCUCUACUGCUAUUGCAAACAUGACAAGUACAGUCAAACAGUUCCUGGAAAACGUUGUUUUUGUUAUAUUUCCAGAAUUUGUAACAGCUCUCUCUCAAUCCGAUUCCGUAAUCAAAUUAUUGAGAAUAAUUAUGGAUCUGUUUGAAAGCGACAUGAGCAUUAAGGAGAAAAUGAUCGCCUAUCAAGUACACCUCAGCAAUCCUUCUAGUGCUAAUUUAUUAUGCUUGGCAAUGGACACUCAAUUUACACAGCUCGAAACUCCAUUCAAAGAGUUGAGUUUAAUUCCAAAUGUAUCUGAUUUAUUAUUUUCUACCAAGCUGGAUACUCUUCACGACAUAUUCUCAGAGUUAUUGAAUUAUGAUCCAUCUUACAACCAAUCCAUUUAUAACAUUAUUAACAUUAUCAAAGAUCAUGUAGAUACAUUUGUAGAAAAGAUCACCAUUCCGACUUUGAUUGAAACUCUUAAACAAUGGAAUAUCUAUAGUUCUGAUGUAACCAAUGAAAUUCGUUCAAACGAACCACUCAUACAUCAAAUCAAAAAGUUGACAAUAGAUUUUGAAGAAUUUGGAAAUCACAUUGCUCAGCGAAUUAUUAUUCCAAGACAUACCAUUUGCCGUUCCAAGCUUCAGACUCUCAUUUGGAACAAUCAAUUCAGUAGCCAUUUGUCCAUUAAAAAUCAGAGUAUUAUUCAUUGGAAGGAAUCCAUGCUGGACAAUUUAGAAAAUGCAUUGAGAAAGACUUCUUUUGCUCGUGAUGACUUUGUACAUACCUUGCAAGACCUUCAAAAUUUGGAGAAUAACAAAUACUUGGCCAUUUGUAAACCAUACCUCAAUGAGUCUCAAUUCAAUGGCUUGUUAACCAAUAUUUCUACUAGAAACACGAAUUUUGAGACCAUGAUGAAACAAGUUCAUUCUGAGAUUGUUUUUGCUAAAUCAUUAUUAUAUUUGGAAAAGACAGAUCGACAAGUACCUUUUGAUACAGCAGAUCUCGGUUCUAUCUAUGGCGUAGAAUGUUACAAUGCCAUUAAGAAUUGGCUAGCUCUCUUCGAAAAAGAAAUUUUAUAUCAAAAACAAUAUCAAGAGCUUCUUCAUCAAAAGGAACGAUUUGUCGAGUUGGAGCAGGAAAUUGAAACUCUCCAUUCGACAUUGAAGGAUCCUGACUUGGUAGAGGUGCAAUCCAAUCAAAUGCACUAUUCUGAUUUGAUACGAUCCAAGUUCAUUGCACCCUACAAACAACUUUCUACUAAGACAGCUAUCUCAUAUAUGAACAUGAUUUCUCAACUUGUGAGCGUUUUACAGUCAAUGAUUGAAUUAAGUAGUUUCCACAAAGCAUUCAGACAAGCAUUACAACAAUUUGAAGCCAAACUAACCUCACACUAUGAACUAGUCAACCAAUACUUUGUUGAUUGUAAUGAUUCAUUAGAGUUCAAGAAGGAAUCUAUGGAUUCUUUAUUCCAUUAUCAACAUCACAAAAAGUUAAUUAUGAGAACCAAUGAGUUAAAACAAUCAGUGAGUGAUAUUUAUGAUUACACAAUGGAACAAUUCAAUGAAAUAUCCAAGCAAAUCGAAGAACAGUCGUAUAUUGAAAAUAUUGAUGACGAUGUUGUACCACAACAACAAAAGAAUUCCAAAAACAAUUAUGAUGGACCAUUUAUUGUUAAAUUAGUGGAACAGAGACUCAACGAAGCUGAUUCUGUUGAAAAAGUGAAGAGUAUCAUUUCCAAACAAAUAGAACAAGCCACCAGUGAAGAAAACUUGUCAAAGAUGUAUAAGGGAUGGAUUCCUUGGUUGUAA